UCACUAUGAUGCUCGACUCCUAGCGAGAAGCUCCUCCGCGUCCGACAUCCGCUGUAAGGAGAAAACUCAAUGAAAUUCAAGAACAAUUCUUGACCAGAAUUAACGUUUGUGCAGCCAGCGUGAAGUGAACCUGAAGACAUCGCCUCAGUGCAUUCAUCAAGACUUUAUUUUGGGGGGCACUUUAAAUAUAAAAGUUUUUUCCUAAGGCUCCCCCCUCCCCAUUUUUCUUUACAGAAGACAUCGAAAUAUUCUCUCAUCUUCUUCAUAAUUUAAAAAAAGGCAUAAAAAAAGUCUGAACAAUUAUUUCACACAGUAUUUGACUUUCCUGGACUGCUGCAGACUUUAUUCCUGGACUGAAAUCUCGCAGUAAAUCGCCUGGACCGCUCGUAUAUGUGAUUGGUUUAACAAGUACCUUUAUUCUUCAGUGAGAGAUCAUGGAGCGCGACUCUACCGCGGGAGGGGCGGAGGACCUGCUCCUGGAAGACACAGUUUCAAAACUGCGUGCAGGAUCACUUCACAAACACGAACUAGCUGAGGCCAUGGAAGUGGAACAAGAAGGACUGGUAGAACAUCAGCCUCUGGAGCAGGAUGACCUUAACUUUGAGAAAUGGAAGCCCAAGCCAAAGCCCAAGAGGACGCUGCAUGAGAAAAUCGACGACUUAAAGACUUACCUGUGGAACGCAGAGACUAAGGAGUUUAUGGGCCGCUCGGGGAAGAGCUGGAGCCUUAUUCUGCUCUUCUACUCAGCAUUAUACAUUUUCCUUGCGGCUAUGUUUGCUGGUUGUAUGUGCUGCCUGAUGUGGUCAAUUAGUCCAUAUGCUCCCACCUACAAUGACAGAGUGAUGCCACCAGGUAUGACAAUGUUUCCUCAUGUAGAUGUAGCUCAUGGGUUUGACGUUGCUUUCAACGCCUCUGACCGAAGCUCGUGGAGGAAGUAUGCGAAAGCACUGGAAGCCCAUCUGAAAUCCUAUGACGACGGAGUGCAGGAUAGGCGGAACAUUAACUGCGAAGGAAAUACAUAUUUCAUGCAAGAUGACUUAGAGGAGAGUGCCGAGCGCAAGGCAUGUCAGUUUAAGAGGUCCUGGCUGGGUGAAUGCUCCGGCAUGAAGGACAAAGAUUUUGGCUACUCAAAGGGAAAACCCUGCAUCCUCGUCAAAAUGAAUCGGAUUCUCGGGUAUCUGCCUGGUCAAGGCACUCCAAUACAUGUUACAUGUGGAGUUAAGAAAGGGUCAACUGAAGGCCUCGAAGAAGUCCAGUUUUUUCCAGAAAAUAUCUUCAACUUGCGGUACUAUCCCUAUUAUGGGAAACUGAGACAUGUAAACUACUCUUCCCCGCUGGUGGCUGUGCACUUUCCCAGUGUCCCGUAUGACACCCAGCUACACAUUCAAUGCAAACUAAACGGCAAGGGCAUCAUCAACGAUUCACCCACCGACCGUUUCCUGGGUAGCGUGUCUUUCACUUUACAAGUGGGCGCGUAGGGUGGCAGUAGACCUAGAGAAAUUGAAAUUAAAAUUCUCAGAGUAUGUUAUAAUAAAUGAAAUAGCACACUGGGUGUUGUCUUUACCCAUUAGCCCUCUGAUUAUGCCUCCGGCAGCCACUGUGCUAUUCGCGUCAGAGCUGUGUUACUACACUACUUUUUCAAACAAGGAAUUUCCCAGUAAGCAAAGACUGAGAUUCAUAGAUCACAUUUAUAGAUCAGCGGAUAGAGACCGACACCUGCCUGGAUUUCAUUAUAGGAUAAAAUGAAAUAGGAAAAGAUGUCCAAAUACAGUAUGUAGGUCGCAAUUAUAGCUAUUGAGGCAUAAUCACUCAAACGUACGGUCUACAGUGAGAUGUAGGCAAAACAAUUCUCUAGAUCCGUGUAGAUUGUAGAAUUAACAUUUAUUAAACCUUUUUGAUCAGUUUGCUAAGUCAGAUAUUUUUUUAAUGAUUUCUCUCUGUUAAGUCAGUCUCCUUUAAAUUCCCCCUCUGGAUGAAGAAAAAGGCAGAAAACUGCUUAACAUUAUCCUUUUGCUUGCUCAUUUAAUUAAAUAACAAUCAGAUGUGGUUUAGAAUUAAUAAUCGAUUGUACAUUUUUGAACUAAAUUUUUCUUUCCUUUUGGAUGUGCAACUAAAUUUUUAAUUCAGAGGCAAAUGUAUUUUACUGAAAUGCGGGACAGAAAUCCCAUUUCAUCAUUUUCACAAAGCUUCAUAAUGAAAUACGAGUUGAUCUUUCUUUUGUCAAUCAUGCAACCAACACUUCUUAAAAACUAAAUAGAGAGUCACAGAAUUCAUCUGAGUGAAACUAUCUGCUCAAUUGCCUGCAAGGAGGAUUUCAACAGUAUUAUUUAUUAAUUGUAUAUGAAUAUAUUGACAUGGUACAAACAGUUACAAAGUGUAAUAGUGAGAUGGAAAUUGGUAACUGCACAUCUUUGUUAUUCAGUAAAUGCAUCGAAAUAUCCACUGGCUGACAAAGAUUUGCCAGCUCAUGUUUUUCAACGCACUCAUGUUUUAGCAUAAACAAUAAAGAUGAAUGAGAAUUAACGGAAUCAAACCUUUCUGCUCACUUUCCCAUUCUCUUGAAAAGCAACAAAUCAGUUGUGAUAUGCAUGAGAUUGUCUACAAUGAUAAACUGCUUGAGAUGGUCACUUAGAAUAAAUGACAAAAUGUAACUUCAACCUUUUGAACGAAAAACCAUGACUAAAUUCAAACUCAAAUGCAGUUAUGUGCAUUCAGUAAUAGGCAGAUCUUACUGUAAUAUGCAGGCCCAAGUAAGAUGCUUUUAGUAUUCCAGUAACAGAUGCAGCAGUAACAUUUAUAGCAACACUGAUGAUCUAAGUCAAUCAAUGGAAGCUAGAGGUUAUGACUGUGAUAGUCAUGUGAAUCGUGUAAAACUAGUUGCUUAACACCUCAGGCCUAACAUAUGAAAUCAACAUGUUCUGCUGAAAUUCUUAAACCGAGAUUAGAGUGAGAGGACAAAAAGAGAGGACGACUACUGUACAAAAAAAAAGCCAUUUUAUUGAAAUUUUUUUUUCCACUUUGAAACAUGAACCAACAUUCCUAACCUGACAGAUUAAGGUCCUACAGAGAAGGAACAAAGAAAUGUAACUAAAAGGCACACUAUAGUACAACAAUGAUAUUUUCUUUGUUUGUGUGUUUGUUUUAAUAGCUAAAUCCGGGGGGGUGGGUGGGGGGGAAGAACUAUGAAAAACAAAAUGGUAUACAAAUGAAUUGGUUUGGACACAUUAGUAUCGUCACUAUGCAGAGCAGACUGAAAAUACACAGGAACUUGUAGCUUUGGUCUUAGAAAAGGUGGAUUUUGUACAUUGUAUGCAUGUGUCCAGAGAAAUGACAAACUAAAAUCAACAAACCCAUGUACUAACAAGCCUAUAGUAACACUUCCAACAUUCCCUGAGAGGGACCUAAUGAAAUCAACAAAAGCAUGAUCAACAAAAUCUUGAUAUUCGAAGCUGGUAAAUGUCACAAAAAAUAGUGUCCCUUUAUAAUACAAUGUUCCAAGUGCAAUAGUGUGACUUAUUAGCUCGGCUGAUUAAGAAAAUACGCCAGGAUACUUUUCACCCCUAAUUUCGGCAACAACUGAUCCACGAGAGUACAAUUACAGAACUAAUUGAGCAUUUACAUUCAAUGGUUAAUAAACU
Sinocyclocheilus rhinocerous is the source of this 3638-nucleotide messenger RNA. RefSeq names its product protein ATP1B4-like. Gene Ontology annotation, cellular component: nuclear inner membrane; sodium:potassium-exchanging ATPase complex. The transcript is spliced from 8 exons. Gene Ontology annotation, biological process: potassium ion transport; sodium ion transport; regulation of DNA-templated transcription. Lineage: Eukaryota; Metazoa; Chordata; Actinopteri; Cypriniformes; Cyprinidae. The record is from RefSeq and is a predicted model, not a curated record. The coding region runs from base 435 to 1478 and encodes 347 amino acids.